Loa loa (African eye worm) is the source of this 249-nucleotide messenger RNA. RefSeq lists its product as hypothetical. The record is from RefSeq and is a predicted model, not a curated record. Lineage: Eukaryota; Metazoa; Nematoda; Chromadorea; Rhabditida; Onchocercidae. Bases 1 to 249 code for a protein of 82 amino acids. The transcript has a single exon.
AUGCUUGCGUCACACAACGAUAUCGUCAAAGUGACAAAACAAGGAGUAGGUGUGGACAUAAGAUUUCGGAGUGUAUGUGUGGGAGUACAUGUGUGGGUGGAUAAACAGAUGUGGCAGUGCGUGGGAGUGGGUGGAUGGUGCGAUAAAUGGAUGGAUGGACAUGAGAGAAAGGUGGGCGUUGGAAAUAGUUGCGAAGGUUUAACGGGAAUUAUUGAUGCAGAAAUUGAUUUUCUCCUACUUUUCAUGUGA